UACACCAUGUGACUCUGUAUCUUCUGUCCCCUCCCUAACACCAAAUUAUAACUUCUUCACUCUCCACACUUCACUCUCUCUUCCCAUGGCUUCUUCUCUUCCUAUUCUCACCCUUUCCUUCUCCCUCGCCCUCUUCCUAUGCUUCCUCUUCACCCACCACGGUGGCGUCCACGCGCAGAUCGAAGAGUCUGGCCUUAACCUCAUGUCCGACGCGUUGGACUGGCCGACCACAAUGUCACUCUACGAUGAUCUUGACGAAGACGAGGAAGAAGAUGUCGAGAGCGGUUUUAGUCGGAGAUCAUUGUUCUGGCGUCGAAUGAAGUACUACAUCUCCUACGGUGCUCUUUCUGCCAACAGAAUCCCGUGUCCUCCUCGUUCUGGAAGAUCUUACUACACUCACAACUGCUACAAGGCGCGUGGACCCGUCCAUCCCUACUCCAGGGGCUGCUCUGUCAUCACGCGCUGCCGGAGAUGACUUCGGAUCUCAUCACACGCGCCUCAGAUCGCAAAUAAAAACCGCUGUUUAGGAUGCUCUUUGUUUAGUCUAGUAAGCUUGGUUAGUUGUCUAAGCAAGUCAAUUGUUGUCGUGUUUGAGUAACGGUUGGGAUUGGGGUUUUGCAUCAUCUCGUUGCGCUGCGCUAAAGGAUCUGCUUGCAUUGCAUGCUCUUUUUCUAUUGCUUCUUUCUAUUUAUUCGUUUGUAUAAACCCUAAAGUAAUGAGAAUAUUGCAACUCUACACGUGGUGGAA
Molecule: messenger RNA, 747 nt
Organism: Vigna umbellata (rice bean)
Lineage: Eukaryota; Viridiplantae; Streptophyta; Magnoliopsida; Fabales; Fabaceae
Gene: RALFL34
Product: ralf-like 34
Biological process (GO): calcium-mediated signaling
Cellular component (GO): plasmodesma
Source: RefSeq, a predicted model, not a curated record